AUGCAAAAUAUUUUAACCGAAUUAAAACACGCCAACGAACAACUCCACCGCCAAGUAGCAGAACUACAGGCAAGUCAGAAAUUACUACAAAUAAAAAAUAGUGAAUUGAUACUGGCAACUAAAACGUCACAAUUAAAUACAAAAAUAAAUGACAACAUAGAAAAAAAGACCCCCAAUUCUAACAUAUCAGUUUCCAAAGGAGAUAACGUAAUUUCAAAAGCUAAUAAAAAAAGUAACAAUAACCCGACUAAUGAUAAUACUCAAAAAAUAUAUAAGCCCCCACCAAUAACUAUCAAAGGUGUUAAACAGUUUGAUAAAUUAAAACAAUUAUUAACGUGUGAAGAAUCGGUAGGAAACGAACAACAAUUCAAAGUCCUAUCGAAUGACGAGACGAGAAUCUUAACAAAAAACGAAAGUCAAUUUAGAAGUAAAAUAAAAAUAUUAGAAGAAAAUAAAGUUGAAUACCAUCGGUACCAAUUAAAAAGUGAAAAACCAUUUCGAGUAGUAUUACGAGGUAUAAAUCAUGACUCAGAUAUGGGAAUAAUUACCAAUGAACUGUAUGACCAAGGCCACGAAGUAAGCAAAAUAACCAAUAUACAGAUCAAAAAAAAAUCCGAUCCUAAAAACAAAAACAGCGAGUGGACAUACAUAAGGCUACCAUUAUUCUUUGUAGAUUUAAAACCGCGGGAAAAUAAUAAAGACAUAUACAACAUAAAACUACUAUGUCAUCAGAUAAUAAAAAUAGAACCACCACGUAAAAAACAAGAAGUACCGCAGUGUAAGAACUGCCAAGCUCUCGGACACACACAAAAUUACUGUCACAGAUCGUCUGUAUGCGUAAAAUGUAGUGAAGGACACAGAACUGAAGAUUGUCCAAAAUCUAAAAAGACAAAAGCAAAGUGUGCAAACUGUGGUGAAGAUCACACAGCCAAUUGGAAGGGUUACUCUGCUUACAAGAAAGCAAUAGAAAGAGCACACCCAAAACAAGUCUCUGCUGUGCUAAGAAUACAGCAGAAACCUGUCACAACAAACGUUUCAUACUCGCAGAUGGCUAGUACUUCAAAAGUCCAUACAAAAACACCUCAACCAAAGGAAAACGAAGAAUCCACUACUCUUAAUGAUAUUCUAGUCGCGUUAACCAACGUAACGCUGACACUAACAAAAAUCACAGCAAGAAUGGACAAAUUGGAAAUAAACCAGACAAAGUCCAAAAAUACCUCGCAGAAAAUAAAGAAAUGAACCACACACUGCGGAUCAUAGCAUGGAACGCCAACGGGUUAGUACAGCGCAGACAAGAACUUGAAGACCUUUUAUACAGUGAAAACAUUGACAUAGCCCUUAUUUCGGAAAUUCACUUCACAACGUGGACCUAUCUAAAGAUAAGGAAUUACAGAAUAUAUACGACAAUUCAUCCCAGUGGUAAAGCUCGGGGUGGUACUGCUGUAAUAAUAAAAGAGUCCAUAAAGCACUAUGAACUCGAAAAAUACUCUGUAAAUCAUAUACAAGCGACAAGCGUCCGCGUUAAUGACGGGAAUAACGAUCUCACCGUUACUGCAGUUUAUUGCCCACCGCAAGGAGGUGCAGAUGAAAUUAAGUUCGCUGAAUUUUUCCAUACGUUGGGUUCUAGAUUCAUUGUUGGAGGUGAUUAUAAUGCUAAGCAUACACACUGGGGAUCGAGAUUGAUCACCCCAAAGGGACGAGCCUUGUUAAAAGUUGCAAACAACAUCAACGCUGAAAUCAUCACAACAAAAAAAGCCAACGUAUUGGCCCACUGA
Molecule: messenger RNA, 1775 nt
Organism: Cinara cedri
Lineage: Eukaryota; Metazoa; Arthropoda; Insecta; Hemiptera; Aphididae
Source: the annotation of a GenBank genome assembly